Messenger RNA from Lytechinus pictus (painted urchin), 5415 nucleotides. RefSeq names its product prostatic acid phosphatase-like. Bases 9 to 1379 code for a protein of 456 amino acids. Gene Ontology annotation, biological process: dephosphorylation; lysosome organization. NCBI's taxonomy places the organism in Eukaryota, Metazoa, Echinodermata, Echinoidea, Temnopleuroida, Toxopneustidae. The transcript has 10 exons. Gene Ontology annotation, molecular function: acid phosphatase activity. Gene Ontology annotation, cellular component: lysosome. The record is from RefSeq and is a predicted model, not a curated record.
GCUCCAAGAUGGCAGCUUCCACGGCAUCACAAUUUCUGAGGAUGUGGAGCAUGUUAUUACUAUUUUUCGCCUGUUUCUCAUCAAUCGUACCAUGUGGUUCCUGUGAAAGGACAAUAAAACUUGUACAUUUGUUGUAUCGUCACGGUGAUAGAUCUCCUGUAAAAGCAUAUCCAAACGAUAAUUACACGGAAGACACAUGGCCCCUUGGUUUUGGACAGCUUACUGAGAACGGAAUGGCCCAACAUUACGACCUUGGACAAUGGUUAAGGAAACGAUACGUGACGGACCUGAAAUUGUUUGAUGGUACCUACCGGCCGAAGCAGUUCUACGUUCGGAGCACCUCGAAAGAACGGACCAUCAUGUCGGCACAGUCCAACCUGCAGGGAUUCUUUCCUGUUGCUUCGGAGGGAAGGGAGUCGUCUACUCUGUGGCCACCAGUGCCUGUCUUUACCACAGUAAAUACGGGGCAGGACUAUCUGCUUCAUCCAACCAAACUAGAAGGAUGUGAUACGGCGAGUGAUUUCUUUCAGUACGUAGAGAACUGUCCAGCCAAGCAAAAAUAUAUAAAAGAUAAUCAGACUUUCUUUGAUAGAAUUCAAAAGAAUGCUGGGUUUUCUGAUGAUGUAGUGUUUAGAAACUUCUCUACUCUCGCAGAUACAUUACUAAGAGAGAAAAGAGACGGAAGAAAACUACCAGACUGGGUAGACGAUGAGACGUUCAACAGAUUAAAAGCUACGUUGGAUUUUGCCUUUGAAGUAGAGUACUCCAACAUGACAACAGAUGAAAAAAGAAUUAAUUCGGGUGUUUUAUUAACAGAGAUGGUUGGGAAUAUGAAGGCUCAUUUAAACCAAACAAACGUUGAUAGUAGGAUAUUUAUGUACUCAGCGCACGAUACAACCGUUGCACCAUUUUUAGGAAUGUUCGGUGUUUUCAAUAAUGUAAUACCUCCGACGGCAUCCUGUAUAAUGGUGGAAUUAUACAGAGAAGACGAUGGUUCACAUACGGUGCAGUUAUUAUUUAGGAAUGACACUUCAAAGCCUCCGUACAUCCUCAAGUUCCUCGAUUGCAACGAGGUAUGCCCUGUUGAAAACUUUUUCCACAUUGCAUCGCCUUUCCUGGUCGAUGAUAUCGAUGCGAUGUGCAGGAGAAAACCGCCUUCGUUGCCUCUUCACGUUGAAUGGAAUAUAGGUUGGAUGUUAGCAGCAAGUACCUUGGCUUUUGCAGCCCUUCUUCCUUUUAUUGCUUGUGUAAUACUCACUUGUGGCGUCGGUGGGCGUCGCCGUUUACAUAACUCCAAGAAACGCAUGGAACCCAUCAACUUCCACCUCCUGGGCGGCAACAACAGCGAGUCGGAAGACGAGAGCGUGUUUGACACAUGACCCCACGUCAAGGAGUAGAUAGAGUCUUGUGAUCGUUCGUCAAAGUAUUUUCUGUUUUUAUUUAUUCAUGCUGAAUAACGCACUGACUGCAAAGAUGUGAUCAUAUGUGACUAAAUAUGUGCUUUUCCAGAGCAUUAAUCUUUUUUUUAUAUAAAGUCUAUAAAAAUCAACUAUUUAUUCACACCCUGGUCACAAAGAUGUGAUCCUCUGCAACAAAAUAUGUGUUUCUCCUGCGCAUUCAUUUUUUUAUAAGGUCUACAAGAACCCGCCAUUCCAAAAAUUUUCAGCUUUUUUUGUUGUUGCAACAUCGCUGCAUUUAAUAGAUGCAGAAAUCUUCUGCGAUGAUUUAUGUACAAAUCCAUAGCUAUCAUUUUUUUUUUGUGUAUAAAGGUCUUUAAAAAUCAACCAAUCCUAAAAUUGGCAGCUUUUUUGUUGUUGUGACAUUGCUACAAUGGAUGCAGAGAUUUUCUGUGUUAAUUUAUGUACAUGUUCUAUCCCUUAGCUGUCAUUUUGUUGUUUACAACUAUCUACAAGAAUCUAUUGUUCCUUAAAUUGGCAAUAUUUCUGUUGUUUCAGCAUUGCUGUGUUGCAGAAAGCCUCUGCUAACAAAUGUUUGUCAUCCCAUGACAUUUUUUUAAAGGUCAACAAGAAAUGGGGGUUCCUCAGGUAUGUUGCAACAUUCUUUCAAUGGUUGCAGAAAUAUUUUAGAAAUAAUAUGUACUUUCCCAUACUAGUCUUUUUUUUCAAAGGUCUGCAAGAGUCAGCUCCUCCUGCAUUGAUAUUGUAGGGGGUAAAUAUUUUCGGCCCCUUACAUACAUGGAGUUGGAAAUAGGCACUCCAUGCAAGUUUGGACUACAGUCAGAUUCAAUCUAUGCUAUGAGAUAACCAAUAAUUACCCUCAACUUCAAUUUUCACAACUUAAAACAUGAGAAUAAGAAGAUCUUCUGAAUUACAAAGUAAGAUCGAAAUCAUCAAAUAUCAUUUACCAUCAAUAAGAAAUUGGUCAUUUGAUUAGUUUUCAAAGUAAGUAAUUACGAUUUUCAUUUUCACCCUGUAUUGCAAAUUUAGGGAAUUUAGUGAUUAUUAUUUUUCAUUAACUUAGUCACACUCAGGAAUAGUGUAAUAUGCAGCAGCAUCGAUAGAGUAUUUUUUGUUGUUGUAAUUUGCUCUUCCAUCAAUUUUACCAUUUAAAUUUAUGUAUUUUUGGUAACAGAUAUAUAUAAUGCAUAAGGGCAAUUCCAUAGGUUGGUGGACAUGAGCUCAAUGUGUCUUUGUACAUAUAGCCCAUCUGAACCGUAACGUGAGUAACCACUUUAUCUGCACCCCUUGUAAAAACCAUGUGUUCUUUAUUUUUUUAAUUAUAUACAAAUUUGUCUCCCUAAUAUACUUCUUUGAAAUGGAUAUAAUCAACUUUCAUAAAAGCCUUGCAUGAGGACACUUUUCACUUAUGUCCACUUUUCAUUUUAUGCAUGUCCAAAUCAUGUAACACGAGUAACCGACACAUUUCAAAGAUUUGCCAGGAGCAUAAUGAAAUUUCCCAAGUUUUUUGUUUUUAUACAAAGGAUAGUCAGACUGCGUACUAUGUUGUGAUAAAGAGAUGUUUAGUUCCUAUCAAUAAUAAUGGAGUUACAGCUCCAAGUAUGAGUCAAGGUGUCUCCAAAUGUAACGUGAGUAACCGUGGAAUAGCCCAUAAGCCUUUGCUGCACUGUCUUUACAACUUUCACAACCCUGAUCUGUUUGAUUUGUCAGAUUUGUGAAGAGCUGGAUGCAUAACAUUUAUUUAUUUUUCAUUAAAGAUAUUUUUUGUCCGGGGCUUAUUGAUGAACUUCUACCUCCAAGCAAGGACCCACCACCACUUGAUCCUUAAGAAAAUAGGGUCAAGUGACUGUACAUUGCCAGAUGGUCUGAACCGGCUUCAUCUUAUUUCUGUAGGUCUCGUUCCUCAUGGUCUAAUCUUAAAGCUAAAUGAAAGUAGUUGCAGUAAAACACUGAUUUCGUGAGAAAGUCUGUAAAACCAAGGUUAAGUAUUACUAUAUCAUUCUGGAUCUAGAUCUGGUACAGUUACAUAAACUGAACUUUGUGAAAUCAUAAAAUCCAAGCUGAAAAACGAUCACACUGAAGAUCGCCAACACAGAUAGGCACACGUGGGACAGUGUAUAUCAUUAUUGCUGGAAUAAAAACCUGAUGGAAGUGCCCGAAUCCGAGCUUAUUUUGCUUAUAUCUCAGCAAUUAAACAAUUUCUUCCAGAAUCCUUUGGCACAUACAUGUAUUUUUUAUUCAUACAAACAGACACUUUGGUGGUCAUUAUAUUGGAUUCUGUAAAAAGUCGUUUUGAGAUCGUUACCACAACUGGCAUUUAUCUUUAAUAUGUCCUUGUCAUGAAUGAAGAAAGGUUUCAUGCUGCACAUGUCAGCGGUGUCAACAUCCUUUGUGUGAUGGCUAUUCCAUCAUCUGUUGGCACAAACCGAAGAAGGAGACAGUAUUGUGUGUGAAUUAAAUGAAUAUUCAUGAUGUAGCUGGAAGGACCAUGUGCACAUGUGCUCGGGGAAAAAAAAAAGAUUUUUUUAUUCACAAGUACAUGUAGAAGAGAGAUUGGUUAAAGUUGGGAGCGUUGCAGCAAAAGGAAAGAUAAAAGCAGACAUUUUUUUUGUUAGAUUGGCAAAAAUUUGAACAUGUACAGAAUUUCUUCCAGACUUUCCUGAUCAGUUAACAUCUUCAUGGAGUAAAAAAAUUCUUGAAUUUUGUUUUCUUUCUUAAUGAACAUUAUUACAUACCAUUCACCAACUAGGAUUAACCCAAAAUCAGUAAAGCAAACAAAUUGAAAUGAAAAAUAAUAAAAACAAUCAUUAAAUGAUAAUUUGAACUUCCUUUCACUUUUUACAUAAGUACAGAGAUGAGUUAUUUUUGGCAUGACAUUGUCUCACAAAAAGUCUUAUGGUGUCAAAAUGCUAUCCCCACAUAUACAUCACAAAUGUCAUCUCAAACACAUUCCCUAGGAAUCUGUUUCAUGAAGUUUCUACUUAUUUUGUAAUGAUAAAUCUGAUUUAUUGAAAUUGAUAUUGAUUAAGAUAUGAAUUAGUAUUAUAUUACAAGUUUGUAAGUAAAUUCUGAUCAUUUCAGGAUUAUGUGAAUGACUUGCUAUCAAUCUCGGGUCACAUUUUACUGAUAUUUUUUCUUUUUAUAUGAUUAAUUUGGGUGCAAAUAUCAAUUCAACAAUUGGUUCUAGGGAUAUCUGUAUAACAUUUCUUCUGGCAUUUAAUCUUUGUUUCUUUUGUAAAGAACAAUAUUUAUUAUGGGAAUUUUCAUAUUUUGUACAAAUAAUCAAGUGGAUUGUAAUUUGGGUUGUGAAUUAUUAAGAAAUUUCAUGGAUUGGUUUGUAGUUAAUUUUACAGUACACUGUUCUGAAAUAAGUUUGAAUGCUAGGUUCUAGUCUUCCAGGGAUGGUUUCACAAACUGUUCGUGUGACUUAGAGUCAAAUGAUUUGUUGUGUCUUAGUUGUGAUUUGUCCAGUACACUUAGAGCUUUGUGAAAGACUUCCUUGGACAACUUUCCAAGAGGACGGCUUACCUGGCAGUGUUAAGAAUAGUUGUCCUAGAGAGAAUUGCCUGUACGGGGGCGUUGUGGUCUAGUGAUUCAGAUUCUUUCAAUUUGAAGGACGUGGGUUCGAUUCCAAGCCAUGGCGUGUUUUCCUUCAGCAAGAAAUUUAUCCACAUUGUGCUGCACUCAACCCAGGUGAGGUAAAUGGGUACCGGGAGGAAGUAAAUGGGUACCGGGAGGAAGGCGUUAAUCCACACUUUGCCACUCUCGACCCAGGUGCUAAAUGGGUACCCGGUAGGAUGCGAAAGAUAUUGUAUGUUUGAAUUUGCCAGCGCCAUAAUGAGGCUGCGAUGAAUGCAAGGAAUGCUCCCCAGGGAGUGGACAUUGUGCACUUUUCGUGCAGGAUUGAAAUGAAUCCAAUGACCGGGGUAAUAAUAUGCUGUAACGCGCUUUGGGCCAUUCUGGGAAAAGCGCUUUAUAAAAAUUGGCUAUUAUUAUU